This is a messenger RNA of Neurospora crassa OR74A, 2805 nucleotides long. It is a transcript of the gene mus-10, whose product is annotated as mutagen sensitive-10 protein. Bases 669 to 2582 code for a protein of 637 amino acids. Gene Ontology annotation, molecular function: protein binding; DNA binding. The record is from RefSeq and is a predicted model, not a curated record. The transcript is spliced from 4 exons. Lineage: Eukaryota; Fungi; Ascomycota; Sordariomycetes; Sordariales; Sordariaceae.
AUCAAGUGCGCGUAAAGGCAGUAGAGGCACUUACACUGCAAGUACUUACACCAGUACGCAAGGUACUGCAUAGUGUAUACACAGUAAGAGCAGACGCUCGGGCCAUCUCUUCUACGCCGUUGCGCCGUCCCAACUUUGAACUUUUGGCACCUUACCAUACGGGCCGCAAGUCAUAGGUGCCUGCCUGACCUCGCGAUAAUAAAAGCCAAAUUUAUUAGAUAAGGUGCCGUCAUUCAAAUUCCAGGUACCGAGACGCCUCCCAUUCUAACUAAGUUUUGCCUUUACCACUAAUGUGACGCCGGAGCAGAAGUGACGGGAAGGAUGACACAUUGAUUGUUCAACCUCAUCCCGGCACGCGGAGAAAGAAAAAAGAAGAAGAACAAAAAGGUUACCGUCUGCCUCUCUGGCUUCCACUUUGCUUCUGCACUCCCGUCCCUCUUCCCUGUGCCGAUCUGCCCCCAGUACAAGCACAUCGCUGGAUUUCCGCUCGACAGUCUCCUCGACUCUGGACCCCGAAUCCCAGAGCUGAACUCUUUCUCCAUACCUCUGACGUCUUGAACAAAUCAGCUCCCGACAACUCAGCGUCCAGGAUCCGGACCAGCAGUUGCGAGACGCGCACAUAUAUUGGCAGCCAACACACCUUGGGUGUGCACCUGGCGAGCCGCGCCAUGACGUCCUCCUCCUCACUGGACCGUUUUCCCGAUGAGCUCAUCCGCCACAUCCUUCUAUAUGUCUCGCCCGAGGACAACGUCCUGAACAUUCAGCCAGUCUCGCGGCGUUUCUACCACAUUGCCAACGAACCGCUCUUAUGGCGAUAUCUUUGCCGAAACUCGUUUACUUUCUGGGAGCCUGAACACUGCUUCUUCGCGAAACUGUCGGACCCGAGACCAACUACUAUCGAGUGGAAGAAGCUAUGGCUUCGAAGGAAAAGGCAGAACCACUUGAUUAAACGCCUCCUGGACGAGAUCCUCACAACGAGAUACCACCAGCUGAAGAAUCUCCAGCGCAUCUGUCAGUUCGGUUACGACGCCAAGGACUUUCUUUUGGAGCAAUGUCACGUCGAUGAAUCCCACGAUGACGUUCUGGCCAGAAGGUACUAUGCGAAUUCAGCAUUGGACAGUAUCCACAGAGGCAUGGCUGUAGAGGUAUGGUCUAAGUGCUAUGAAACGGGGACCGAUCCGUACUCGGGGCUCGACCGUGCUCUCGGCGCAUUCGACCUGUUCGUUCUACACGACCAGCCCCAAGACCUUGAAUACAUACUAAGCACACUAGACACGCUCGCUCAGAGAUUUAUGCUGGAGCACCCAGAACAUAAGAUCAUGUCGACAAGGCAGAAGGCUCUAGCCUUGAAUCGCUGGCUGAGGGCCCAGAAUCUCAUGGGGAUGGAGAACGAGACCGUCAACUACCACAACCUGAGGAACUGCCUUCUAGGGCACGCCCUGUCUGACGACGAGCAUCCGUCACUUCCCAUAAUCUCGAGCGCCAUAUUUGCUUCGGUUGCCGAACGCCUCGGCAUGUCAAGCGCAUGUUGUGCAUUCCCGAGCCAUGUCCACGCGUCUGUGAAGGCUCCUCCAGGUAUGACCUUGGAUGGUGAUGUGGAAGAGGACCCCAAAGCCGAACCGGAAACUAUGUAUCUGAACCCUUACAAGUGGGAUGGGGAGGUCACACUUGAUGAGCUUAGGAGGGCACUGGUCGAGUUGGGCUGGACUCAAGGGUCAGAGGUGUUUCUGAGGGCGUCGCCUGUGCCAAUCAUCGUCCUCCGAACAGCGGCCAAUAUCAAAGCCGCCACGAGUCGAAUUCAAAAUCUCGCCGACCGAUCAGGGGAGCCCAUCGAGGUCGAAGCGAAGCGGUUGCGGGCGGGUCAUCCAGACAUCAACGUGGAGGCGGCCAAGUACGCCUCAAUGUGGGCCGAACUGAUGGUCAAGCCGGUUUCCAGUGUUCACUGGGACCAUAACCUUGAGACCUUUCUGCACUCAUUUGCCAUGUCGUGGGGCGAAGACGCCUGGAUCGUUCGCAAAUAUCUUCUUCCGAUGUACGAACAAUUCGUCGCAUCGCAACCGCACGUGCGCAACCGGGCUGGAUGGGAAAAUGUCCGCGAGAUUCUCAACAUGCUAGACAACCUCGACAGGAGGGAGGCGGUCGUCACCCGUCGCUACACGCAGGAGAUGCAGGAGCGCGUGCGCUACAGGAUCGGCCAGGUCUUCCGUCACAAGAGAUACGGAUGGAUCGGAAUCAUCAACGGCUGGGCAGCUGGGUCUGCAGGCCUUCCGGUUCCGCACUACCUCGAUGGCUACGAGGAUGAAGUCCAGUCUCCAACGACUUCUCCCAGAUCUUCAGGGGACAGGCUGCACUCAGAAGGUCAGCUAAGGCCUCAGUUGGCCAGAGUGUUUUAUACAUGCAUGAGUUCCAAGAGACCUAGGAUUGACCGCUUGCGGGUGGCUCAGAACAGCAUCGAGAUUAUCACCGAUCCUAACCUCAUUCCCGAAUCGCUCAAAUUCCUGGCGGGCAAGUAUUUCAAGCGGUUUGACAGAAAAACCUGCACUUUCGUAUCGAACAUUAAGGAAUCGUACCCCGACGACUAGAUGUCUCUGAGUCAAUCUGUUCAGUGAUCUUUGGAUCCUGCAGAGGAGAUAAUGGAAAAAGAUGUUGAGGGAUGCAAAAGGGGGAGCCGCGGGAGAUGCAUGUAUUAUGUUGUACAAUAAGAGAGAUGUUGGAGCCGCAGCGUUGUUGAAAUAUAUGUAUACCUUGUACAACAGCAAAGCAACUAUCACAAUGACAUUGAAGAAUUGACGGGAACUGCCAGAC